AUUCGCUGCAUAUUUUAUUAUAUACAAAAAAUUGAGCAAAGGCUAAGAAUCGCGCCAUUUAACAGUUUCAUAUUUUUUUCUCUUAUAUUUGUGAAUCGGUAAAAAAGAAAAAAAACAAGUGACGCUUGAUGGAAUGUCUUAAUGAAAUAGACAAUUUGUCAUCCGACUGCUUCGCAUAUUUCUUUGCUCUCUCUUACUGAUCUGUCACUCGCGCGUUCCCUAUCCAGCCCUCUUCUUUUCCCUCCCAUCUCUCCCUCCUCCUUCUCCUUCUCCUUUCUCCUGCUGUUCCGGUGCAAAGUCUCGAUCAUAAAAUCAGCAUAAUUCUUGCUGCUCAUGCCCGAUAAACAUAUGCACGUCACGAUAACGCGACAUAAUUAACGCGAAGCAAGAAAUUUCAAUAUAAUAUAAAAAAAUGGCAUUCCGUGAGUUGGUGGAAGGAGAUUGUGGAGGUCCCAGCUCGUUGAUGCGCCUUGCAUCACAUUAUGUGCAAGAUCAUGGCUUCAAGGAGGAAGGAAUUCAUCAGCCAUUCAAUCCUUCUGAGGCUUUUCAAGCACAGGAUGCAGAUCAGUUAGUGCAACAAUUCUUAGAAGAACCCACUUGCCCGCAGACAUUUCGAAUGGACAAUUUACUUCAAGAAAUGAGAGAAAUUGAUCAAAAUAUCUAUCCUCCGAUAGCAGCACCUGGAGUCAUUAAAGAAUUAAGUGAUCUGGACUCAGCUUGGGAAAAUAUAUGUUUUAAAUCUGCCAAGCAAUUGGAGGAAUUUCAAGUGAAUAAAACAUGGAAUACACCUUUAAUGCCACCUGUGCAGGAGGAAAACACACAGUUACCUGAGACUCACAAACUUGGUCUGGAUUCAAAAUGGAUGGAAGAAUAUUUAGAACAUAGCAUAAACAGUGUACAAGACAAUGUUAACAAAGACAAUGCUGUUCAAGUCAUAAAAGAUGAAGAUCCAAACUUUGCGUACUCAAAGUUCAUGAAAUUCAUGAAACAAGAAGGUGACAUUCCAAUAAAAACUACUCAAACAGAGUUAGCCAACUUGGAUAAUCCAAUUGAAGAAUGGAUAGAGCAAUAUCAGGCAGAUCAACAAAAAAUAGAAGAUAGUUCAACUAAUAGCAAUAUUAAUGAUAGUACAAUUUUGAACAAGGUAGAAGAAGAAUUAGAAGUCGCAGGUACAUGGAUAGAUGAAUUUAUGAAGGAAAAUCCUUCCUCAGAAUAUAAUUUAGAUUCAUUAUGGAAACGAUUUCAAGACGAAUGGGACAAGGUAUCCGCAGAUGGGGUUUCCUCUACGCACCCAUGGGUAUCCGAAUUUGACACUUAUUACGAUCCAUUCAAUAAGGAAUAUGAAUUUUGUGAAACCAAUCCUAUGAAGGAUUUACCAAAUGCACUGGCAGAAGGCAAGAAACGAUUAGAAGCGGGUGAUUUGCCGAGCGCUGUACUUUGUUUCGAGGCAGCUGUUCAACAAGAUGAAAAUAAUACCGAAGCUUGGCUACUGCUCGGUAAAACACAAGCUGAGAAUGAGCAAGAUCCUUUGGCCAUCUCCGCUUUAAAUCGUUGUCUCUGCUUGGAUCCAUCUAACAGUGUUGCUCUAAUGGCGUUAGCAGCUUCUUAUGCAAAUGAAUCUUAUCAGAAGCAGGCCUGUCUAACAUUAAAGGAGUGGUUACUAAAGAAUGAAAAAUAUAAACAUCUAUCAGUUCCAGAGUCUAAUCUUACAAGAGACAACCAUGCAAAUUUCAGUGUGUCUACUUUAUUAUACGAUAAAGUAUACGAUGAAGUCAAAGAUUUAUAUAUUCAGGCAGCGAGAAUGAAUCCUCGGGAUGAAAUUGAUGCCGAUAUACAGUGCGGAUUAGGUAUAUUGUUUAAUUUAUCGAGCGAUUACAACAAAGCUGUGGAUUGUUUCCAAGCAGCAUUACAAGUACACCCAGAUGAUUCCAGAUUAUGGAAUAGAUUAGGUGCCACCUUGGCUAACGGCCAGCGAUCGGCGGAAGCUGUAAACGCGUACCAUCGUGCCUUGGAGCUAUCGCCGGGAUUUAUUCGAGCACGUUACAAUCUCGGCAUAUCUUGCGUUAAUCUAGGAGCGUAUAAAGAGGCAGGUGAGCAUCUCUUGACAGCCUUAAAUCAACAAGCUGCAGGAAGAGGCCCACAGACCAGCAAUGUAUCUACUAAAGCAAUGUCAAAUACAAUAUGGUCCACGUUAAGAUUAGUUAUAUCAUUGAUGCAUAAAUAUGAAUUGAUGGAAGCUGUAGAAAACAGAGAUCUACUCAAGUUAAAUAAGGAGUUCGAAAUUAUAUAGACACAUCUGUAUAAUAAAUGACAUAAUUUUUAUAUAAAUUAUUUUGGGUACAGGUAAGAAACGAAAAAAAAAUAGUUCCAAUAUAUUUCAGCAAAGUUUAACUAGCAGAAUUAAAAUCUAAAAUAUUUUAAAUAACACAAAAAAUAUAUAUAUUUUAAAUA
Nylanderia fulva is the source of this 2451-nucleotide messenger RNA. RefSeq names its product peroxin 5. NCBI's taxonomy places the organism in Eukaryota, Metazoa, Arthropoda, Insecta, Hymenoptera, Formicidae. Gene Ontology annotation, biological process: protein import into peroxisome matrix, docking. The record is from RefSeq and is a predicted model, not a curated record. Gene Ontology annotation, cellular component: peroxisomal membrane; cytosol. Gene Ontology annotation, molecular function: protein binding.